AUGGCUGCGCCGCGGACUCCUGCUAUGCAACGACAGCCGGGACUGGUUCAGCUUGCGGAUCAGUGGGAUACUAUGCUUGCGGGUCGGGCGUUGGCGGUGGAUGUUGCCCAGAAGGAUAUAUUUGCGGCCCCUACGAUUGCACCGCCCCGGCAGGGGUCUCAAACUGGGCUCGGAUGCGCCGCAAAUGCGUGCUACGUUACGACACCUUCGACUUACACCAUUACCGAGACUAUCACGACUACAAGUGCUGGCGCCCAAAUUGCCACGACCACCUUGACAGCCACGACCGUAUUGACGCCAACACCACCAACUGCCUUGCCAACUUCGUCCGAUCCCAACGCCGUCGCGAAAUUCAUCCCCACCAAAGUCGAUAAAGUAGUCGCAUCAUCGGCACCCUCAGGCAACGGCGGCAGCCUCACGAGAGCCCAAAUCGGCGGAAUCAUCGCCGGUGCCGUCGCCAUGCUCAUCAUAUUCAUCACCUUAACCAUAAUCAUCAUCAAGCGGCUCAACCGCGUCGCCGAAGCAAUCGAUUCCCGAAAGGAGUCCUCAGCCGGGGACCUGAACAGGACGCACCCGCCCGGCAUGACCCAAUACAGCAGACCACCCGCCUCGGACGCCGGCGACGAACAAGUAGCCUUCGCCAUCACCAACCGGAUGAGAGGUGGUGGCCGUGCCCCCUCCGACUCGGGGUACUCGACCUCGCAGCAGCAACUCCCGACGCCGCACAACUUCCCCUCCAGCACGCUCUCCGACUCGGGCAACAGCGCCGGCUACUUCGACGCCACCCCCGACCGCGUCCACAACCUCCCCGGCCACCACCCGCCCGACAACUCGCGCGCCAGCACAGACAGCAGCCAGGCCGUCUCGUCGGCCCAGCACCACCAGCAGCAACAGCGGUACGGCGCGCACGGCCGCCACUGGAGCAGCGCGAGCGAGCAGUCGGCCAACAGCAGCAGCGACGCCGGCGCCGGGGUGGGCAGUCCGCUUCUGCCCGCCGAGCUGGACACCGACGGGGCCUUCAUCCCGGAGCUGCCCACGACGACGGGAGUGGCUGACGUCCGAGGGGUGUCAGGCGGCAAUGGUGGUGGUGGUGGUGGUGUACCGGGGGUCGGCCGGCCGUGGUUGGGCCAUGCGCGACGGCACAGCGGAGGGCAUCAUACGCGCGGGAGGAGUGAGGGGUCUGUUUCGGGGGCGAGCGGGGGCGGGGGCGGGAACGGCGUUGCCCUUGAUGUGGUGAGUGAGUCGGUCGAGGUCAUGCAUGGGUACUAUGGGCCGCGCGAUUAAGCGGGUUAGGGCGGUCCUGGAUACCCCGGGGCUGAGAGUCGAGGUCGCCGGGUGUUGCGAGGGCUCCGCCGUGGAUGAAAACGAUGGGACUUGUCGAAGGUGGAAUCUACAAGUUGGGGCGAUGGGCAUGCUCCCCUGUGCUGGGAGAGUCUUGCAUGGUUUUAAGGGACAACGUUUGUCUAUUGGCAUAUGACGGUUUGCGACGACUGCUUCACUAUAUUUGGAUGUGGGAUAUUCGUACGAUCAUGAAAAUGGGUGUCGGCUUGGACUUUACGGUACGAUCUGUUUAGCGAGGAGUUGGAUAUUGUGACAGACACACGACUCGGGGACACGGGCAUUUAGGAGUUACAGAGAUAUGAGCAACGUUUGUAUUCAGGAUGUGGGAAGAUGCGAGAGCAAGUACCGCUGUGAUUUGCAGUCCU
This is a messenger RNA of Phialemonium atrogriseum, 1706 nucleotides long. RefSeq lists its product as uncharacterized. The transcript is spliced from 3 exons. NCBI's taxonomy places the organism in Eukaryota, Fungi, Ascomycota, Sordariomycetes, Cephalothecales, Cephalothecaceae. Bases 1 to 1284 code for a protein of 427 amino acids. The record is from RefSeq and is a predicted model, not a curated record.